AGUUGGUUAAAAGUUAGUCGAAGAAGUUACAAUGAAGCGCUUUUGGAAAAACUUUUUUCUUGCAUAAUGCCAUCAAGUUCAAGUUCAGCCACCUGUUUGACAGCAGAUAAAACUGCUGUUGCAGAUGAGCAGAAGAAAUCAGAGGUCUUUGAGGUGAAAAAAAGUGACGUAGUGUGCGGUGACACAGGUCGCUACUUAGUAAAGAACUUCAUUGCUAUUGGGAGCUUUGGCAAAGUUGCCAAGUGUGUGAAUCUAAACACAUCACAGGAAGUAGCCCUCAAGAUCCUAAAAGCUGAGGACAGUGCAGCCACCACAAGAGAGAUGAAAAUGCUGGAAGCAGUGAGCAUUCUUGAUUCAGAGAAGAAGAAUGUGGCCCAGUUCUUUGAAAAGUUUGAACACAAUGGUCAAACCUGUCUAGCUUUUGAACUGCUGGACAGGAGUCUUCACGAUCUGCUCAAUGACAGAGACUGCAUGCCACUGUCUCUCACUGAGAUACGGCCAAUAGCACAGCAGUUGCUGACGGCCUUUGUUGCUCUAAAGCGCAUUGGUGUGGUUCACUCAGACCUGAAGCCAGACAACAUAAUGCUGGUAAACCACCCAGCUGAGCCCUUCAGAGUGAAAUUGAUAGAUUUCGGUGUGUCCUUCUACACCUCGGAGAAGCUACGUGGGUGUUCAAUCCAGCCUCUGGGCUACAGGGCGCCUGAAGUCACCCUUGGUCUCCCUGUCUGCGAGGCCAUCGACAUGUGGGGUCUAGGCUGUGUGCUUGUUUUGUUGUACAUCGGCAACCACGCCUUUUCGAUCAAGUGCGAGUACCAGGGUAUGAAAGCCAUUGUUGAGAUCCUGGGCCAGCCCGCUGACCACCUCCUCAGUGCUGGUUACUACACCAAAAAGUACUUCAAGGCAAGUCAGCACUUGGAAAACCCAAAAUGGUCGCUGAAGACUCCAGAGGAGUACCAGCUCGACACUGGCAUGAAGCCUAAAGGAUGGGAGCAGUCUUUUGAUAGCCUGGAUGGCCUGAUCACAUUUGACACAGACAUGCAGGAAUUCAUUGAGCUGGAGGACCAAAUAGGAUUUGUGAGCCUCCUGAAAUGCCUCCUCCAUACGGACGCUAAGGAGAGGAUCACGCCUGAGAAAGCUCUCAAACACCCGUUUAUCACAAUGUCCCAUCUGGAGCAUCGCAUGAACUCCAGCUUGUAUGUGGAAGAUUCCUUUGAUGCAAUGCACGUCUGUCUACUGGAUGACUCAGAAGAGGAACUUCCUUCUGAUGACCAAGCUGAUGAAAGACCUGAAGAUGAUGGACCUUCAGACAGAACUCAAACACAUUGUGAAGUCACCCCUUGCUCCGAUGACGGCGUUACGAACAUGCCUUGCUCAAAUGAUGGAGCAGCAGUUGUAGAAGUUACUGGGGCAGCUGAGGAGGAACCAGCCAUUAACAACAGUGCAGCCAGGCCAGUAGAGCAGGAACUAGCUGUGAGCCACAGUGCAGCCAGUCCAGCUGAUGAGGAACCACCUCUGAGCCCCGGUGGAGCCAUUCCAGCUGAUGAGGAACCACCUCUGAGCCCUGGUGCAGCCAUUCCAGCUGAUGAGGAACCACCUGUGAGCCACGGUGCAGCCAUUCCAGCUGAUGAGGAACCACCUGUGAGCCAAGGUGAAGCCAUUCCAGCUGAUGAGGAACCACCUGUGAGCCCCGGUGGAGCCAUUCCAGCUGAUGAGGAACCACCUGUGAGCCAAGGUGAAGCCAUUCCAGCUGAUGAGGAACCACCUGUGAGCCCUGGUGCAGCCAUUCCAGCUGAUGAGGAACCACCUCUGAGCCCUGGUGCAGCCAUUCCAGCUGAUGAGGAACCACCUGUGAGCCCUGGUGCAGCUAUUCCAGCUGAUGAAGAACCACCUGUGAGCCCUGGUGCAGCCAUUCCAGCUGAUGAGGAACCACCUCUGAGCCCUGGUGCAGCCAUUCCAGCUGAUGAGGAACCACCUGUGAGCCACGGUGCAGCCAUUCCAGCUGAUGAGGAACCACCUGUGAGCCAAGGUGAAGCCAUUCAAGCUGAUGAGGAACCACCUGUGAGCCCCGGUGAAGCCAGUCUAGCUGAGGAGACGAUAUCCACUGACAGGUCACCUGACGAAGCUCCACCUGCGAAAGCGAAAAAGAGCCGGCUGAAGAGGAUCCGAAAAUUCUUUGGCAGGGCAAUAAGUCUCUUUUUAGGAAGAAGACAUGCUAAACUUCAGACAUCAAAUGGAGUUUUUUAUAUGUGA
Molecule: messenger RNA, 2250 nt
Organism: Centropristis striata (black sea bass)
Lineage: Eukaryota; Metazoa; Chordata; Actinopteri; Perciformes; Serranidae
Product: homeodomain-interacting protein kinase 1-like
Exons: 9
Coding region: 67-2250 (727 amino acids)
Biological process (GO): peptidyl-serine phosphorylation; positive regulation of transcription by RNA polymerase II; smoothened signaling pathway
Cellular component (GO): nucleus; cytoplasm; PML body
Molecular function (GO): protein serine/threonine kinase activity; transcription corepressor activity; SMAD binding
Source: RefSeq, a predicted model, not a curated record